This is a messenger RNA of Heterobilharzia americana, 2424 nucleotides long. NCBI's taxonomy places the organism in Eukaryota, Metazoa, Platyhelminthes, Trematoda, Strigeidida, Schistosomatidae. The record is from the annotation of a GenBank genome assembly.
AUUGGAUGAAUGUCAGCUCGCCCGGGCUUUCCGACCAAUUCGCCACAGGACGCUUGUUUUCUGGUUUGAACUACUACCAACAAACUUACACCUCUGCACGCCCAUCUACAGCAACGUUCCCACAGACUAGACGAAAUCCUACAAAUAGUUCGUCGUUAAAAUGUCGUUCGUACCUAACUUUCCACCUUCGCUGCUUCAGCGUAUCAAAAGUGAUGACAAGGGAGACGAAAAAAAGCGAAGUAAAGAUGAUUAUAGGAAGAUGAAAGAGCUUGAGGAGGCCCGGAAACUGGCUGUUAUGCCAGCUAUGAAAGAUGAAGAAGGACGAGAUAUAAAUCCUCAUAUUCCACAAUAUAUCAUGCAGGCGCCAUGGUACUAUGGUGCUUUGCAUCCUACUUUGCGUCAUCAGCGUAUACAAGAUGAGAAGAAACGUGAGGAGCUUUCUGGCAAGAUGAAGGGCUCAAACGCUUUAAAUAUGUGGUACAAACGGGGAAUUCCUCAGAUUAAGCAGAAAGUCACUUUUUACCGAGAUGGGGCUUGCGAAAAUUGUGGAUCUAUGUCUCACAAACGGAAAGAUUGUCUUGAGCGGCCUCGAAAGGUAGGUGCAAAGUACACUGGAAUGGAUAUUGCUGGAGAUGAAUAUCAACAAGAAACACUGGAACUGGACUACGAAGGUAAACGUGAUCGCUGGAAUGGGUAUGAUCCAUCGGAGCACAAAAGAAUAUUUGAAGAAUACCAACGUCUCGAAGAAGCAAGAAAAAUAGCCAAAGCAAAGAAGUUAGAAGAAAAGCUGACCAAGGCGACUGAAGGAAGUGGUGGACAAGAAGAACCUGCAGCGUCUGCUGCUAAACCCAGUUUGGAUGAAGAUGGAGAUUUUGAUAUAGAAGAUGGUGACAGAUAUGGUGAUGAGUUAGAUAUGCCUGGCCAAAAGUUUGAUAGUAAACAGCGUCAAUCUAUCCGUAACUUGCGUAUUCGUGAGGAUACUGCAAAAUAUCUAUUCAAUCUGGAUCCUAAUAGCGCAUACUACGACUCAAAAACUCGCGCUAUGCGUGGCAAUCCCUUUGAAAAUAGUGGAAAACCAGAGUCAGAAGUACCGUUUGCUGGAGAUAACUUUGUUCGUUUUGAUGGUGAAGUCCAUGACAUGAUCGAAAGACAAGUAUUUGCUUGGGAAAUGCAUGAUAAGUUGGGUUUGGAUGUUCACUUACAAGCAGAUCCAACUCGUCUGGAAUUGUUAGCCAAAAAAGUUUCUAAAGCUAAAUGUGACGUCCAAAAUAAAGUGCGUGCAGAAAUUCUUGAACGCUAUGGUGGUCAUGAACAUUUAGAAGCACCUCCAAAAGAGUUAUUGUUUGGUCAGUGGGAAUCAUAUGCUGAAUAUUCACCGACUGGUCGUAUGAUUAAAGGCGCAGAACAGCCUACAGUCAAAUCCCGCUAUGAAGAAGAUGUUUUCAAUAACAAUCACACGAGUGUAUGGGGCUCAUAUUGGUUCAAUGGCCAGUGGGGUUAUCGAUGCUGUCAUUCACUCAUCAAGGAGUCUUACUGUUUGGGAGAAAAAAGCAAACAAAUAAGUUUUCCAGAAGUCCCGGAUGGUGCAACAGCUAUGGCGCUGCUACAACCACCACCCAUGCCUACAAGUGGUGAGACAAAUUCUGAUAUUGAAGCCAAUUCAAAAAGUCAUGCAGAUAGUGAAACUUUAAAACGUAGGAAGCGAAAACGAGUGAAAAGUAGACAGACUUCAAGCCGAUCUAGCUCCAGCUCAUCCUCAAGUUCAAGUGGCAACUCCUCUGAAGAGGAAUUAGCAAUUCGCGUCAGUGAUAAAGAUCAGCAUCAAGAAAUAUUCAGCGAACAGCCGCAUUCUAGGUCUCCAGUAGAAGCAGACUUAGAUGAAUACACUUCAGACCCCAAAACUAAAGAAGCUAGAGAUAAAGAGUUAGCUCGGUCAGAAUCUCGACGUGAGCGUAUUCGUGCUCAGCGGGCCGAUAAAAAGAAAAAAGAAAAGACCAUCUCAAGAAAUCUUCCAAAAAUAAGCAUAAACGUAGACGUAAUAGUAGCAGUAGUAGUUCAGGUUCAUCUGAAGAAUCGGAAGACAAUAUUGAUAAAAUUCAGGAGCGGUUAAUCCAAGAAGCUAUAAAGAAGGAAAGAGAACGUUUGAAAGCAGUAGAUGAAUAUCUUGCAAUGGACGAGCGUAAGCGACCAUACAAUUCACUUGCUGAAGUUAAACCUCCCACUGUAGAAGAAAUGGAAGCUUAUUAUCGUACAAAGAUGAACCGUGAUGACCCAAUGUCACAUUUUAUGUAACUAGUACUUCAAUAAUCAGUUAUCAGAUAUUGUACAGAUGAACACUAAUUAAUUUCACUUAUGAUUUGAGUACCUUGACUUUAAUUUCUUCAAAACCAUUCACGUAAUAUAAAACUGAAUUUUAAGGAGAAU